GUCGUGAUCCCCGUCACAAGGCUAGAACCCUAAUGUAGCACGAAGUGGGGGAAGGAUGCAAACUGCGACGGUGUGUAGCAGCCACACGGUAGGGUUUGAUCGGCGGCGCUGCGAAGUACUGCGCACGCAAUGCAGGCCACGUAUCAUCCAGAGAUUGCCGGCACAGAGUAGGAGGAGAUUGAUUACCGCCGCGGCUGGAAGCUCCGGGCCGAAGGGCGAUGGAUUCUCAGGUAGAGAUUUCCUGGCGGAAUUCGAUGAUCUGCUCAAGUUUAAGCCGGCUGACAAGGAGCAGCAGCAGGCGUCGACGAGCAGCGCGCUGUCGGAUCUUUUCAAGGUGAUGGACGAGAAGAAGAAGCCGGAUGAUAGCAGCAAGAGCAUGAAGUUUGGGACAUUCAAGAGCUUGGAUACGGAGGACAAGCAACCCAAGGCUGGGAAGGUCAAGAAGGAGCGGAUCACAAAGAAGUUUUUUGGCUCGUCUCCCGGCAAAAUAGAAGUGAAGGAAAUUGUCGACGCCUUUAAGCUCCAUGAAGCCGAUGUUGGAUCGUCACAAGUUCAAGUUGCGCUCCUCACCCAGCGGAUCAAAUACGUCGCAGCUCAUCUCAAAGACAACAAAAAGGACUUUUCAUCGCAACGGGGGCUCCGCGCGAUGGUCGAGAAGAGGAAGAAGCAUCUCCUAUACCUGCGAAGAACAAACAUGGACGGCUACAAGGUGGUGAUCGCCAAGCUGGGCCUCAAAGACAACCUCGACAAAGCGAGACUGGCAGCGUCUGGCCGCCGGGGCCGUUAAAAAGAUUGUGAGCGCCACGUCAGUUGUACACGUCAUUCUAAUUCUGUCACGUCAGCCCUAAAUGAUCUUUGUUGGCCACGUCAGCCCUAGAACUUUCUAGGGUUUUCGGGCUAGGGCUUGGGGGCGCCGCGAAGGUCGAGUAUUUGAGAGAGGCCGUAGCGAUGGUAGCGUGUUCUAGCGCGUGAUGAUUACAUAGUUCAGAUGAGUCCCACAAUGGGCGCUGACUAUAAGCACUAUGUCUUUCGCUCCUAUCUGACGCUUUGAUCUUCCUCGGUA
This is a messenger RNA of Selaginella moellendorffii, 1063 nucleotides long. RefSeq lists its product as uncharacterized. Gene Ontology annotation, cellular component: ribosome. The transcript has 5 exons. The coding region runs from base 56 to 787 and encodes 243 amino acids. Gene Ontology annotation, biological process: translation. Gene Ontology annotation, molecular function: structural constituent of ribosome. The record is from RefSeq and is a predicted model, not a curated record. Lineage: Eukaryota; Viridiplantae; Streptophyta; Lycopodiopsida; Selaginellales; Selaginellaceae.